AUGGGCAAAAUAGAGGAGAGACCAUUUUUGCAACCUUUAAACCUCCGAUUUGAGGGAAAAGAACUGGACCAUCAAUUUUUGUAUAUGCCAAAUUGUCCAAUGCCCUUAUUUGGAAGGGAUCUUUUGUCUCGACUAAAUGCAAAAAUAAUAUUUGAGAAAGGACGAGUAAAAUUGGAGAUACCGGAUGAACAGAUAGCAGGUAUAUUUAUGAUUAAAGAAAUAGAUGCUUCAGCUAUUCCUGAAGAAAUUGAACAGGCAGUAGUACCAUGGGUAUGGGAAAUGGGAAUCCCGGGGAAAUCAAAGGCAGCCCAACUGGUGAAAAUAGAGUUAAAGGAAGGAGCUAAACCGGUAAGAGUGAAACAAUAUCCUUUGAAACUGGAGGCUAGGAAAGGAGUGGCUCCUCUGGUCAAGCAAUUUUUGGACCAAGGAAUCUUGCAGGAAUGUGAGUCAGAAUAUAACACCCCUAUUUUUCCAGUAAAGAAACCCAGUGGGAAAUAUCGGUUGGUCCAAGACCUAAGGGCUAUCAAUGAAAUAGUGAAGGACAUACAUCCAGUUGUUGCUAAUCCUUAUACCUUGUUGACAUCUGUAUCAGAGAAAUUUAAAUGGUUUUCUGUGAUUGACCUCAAAGAUGCCUUUUUCUGCAUCCCACUGGCAGUAGAAAGUAGGAAAUAUUUUGCUUUUGAAUGGGAGAACCCAGAUUCUGGGAGAAAGAGACAACUGACAUGGACAAGGCUCCCGCAAGGAUUUAAAAACAGCCCCACGAUAUUUGGAAAUCAAUUGGCCAAGGAAUUGGAGGACUAGAAGAAUACUCAGGUAACGAUAUCUCCCUUUGCCUAUGUGAUUUUACAGUAUGUGGAUGACAUCUUUUUGGGUACUGAGGAAAGAGAAAUAUGUGUCAAGCUAACUACUGAUUUGUUAAACAUGCUGGGUCAAGCUGGAUAUCGGGUUUCAAAGGAAAAAGCACAGUUGGUUAAAAACAACGUAAUCUAUUUGGGUUGCGAGAUUACCCAAGGUCAUAGACGAUUGGGGGUGAAUCGAGUGGAAACAAUAUGUGCUAUUCCAUUACCCCGUAAUCAUCAGGAACUGAGAUCCUUUUUGGGAAUGGUUGGGUGGUGUCGUUUGUGGAUAAUGAAUUUUGGUCUCCUUGCUAAACCACUGUAUGAGGCCUUGAAGGAGCACCAGCUGGAAUGGACAUCUCAGCGGAAAAGGGCUUUCCAGGAGCUGAAACAGGCAUUGAAGGAGGCCCCAGCUCUGGGACUUCCGGACUUAACCAAAGGAUUCCAGCUGUACGUCAACGAGAGACAGAAAUUGGCCUUGGGGGUUCUUACCCAGAAGGUCGGAACAUAGAAAAGGCCAGUGGGAUACUUUUCUAAACAGCUGGACUCGGUAAGCUCUGGGUGGCCCUCUUGCUUGCGAGCGGUAGCUGCAACAAUUGCCCUUAUCCAGGAGGCCCGGAAGUUGACCUUAGGAACAAAAAUGGAAGUAUUUGUUCCCCAUAUGGUCAUGGCCGUCCUGGAACAAAAGGGGGGACAUUGGCUGUCAUCCAGCCGUAUGUUGCAGUAUCAAGCAAUAUUGAGGGAACAAGAUGAUGUGAAAAUGAAAACCACUAACCAUGUCAAUCCAGCAGAAUUCUUGCGCGGAGACCGAGAGGAGGGAGAGUUGGCACACGAUUGUGUUGAAGUGAUUGAACAGGUGUAUGCCAGCCGACCUGACCUGAAAGAUGAACCAUUAGAGGAACCAGAUUGGGAACUCUACACGGACAGAUCCAGCUUCGUGGAAAAUGGGACUCGAUAUGCAGGCUAUGCUGUGGUAACCCUGGACCAGGUAAUAGAAGCCAAGGCACUGAUGCCCGGAACAUCUGCUCAGAAGGCAGAGAUAAUUGGACUUACUAGGGCCCUGUAUUUGAGUAAAGACAAGAAAGUUAAUAUAUGGACAGAUUCCAAAUAUGCAUUUGGUGUGGUCCACGUGCACGGGGCAUUGUGGAAAGAGAGGGGACUGUUGAAUUCACAGGGAGCCAGUGUUAAGCACCAAGAGGCAGUACUACAGCUGUUAGAUGCUAUACACAGUCCUGAGGUUGUUGCAAUUAUGCACGUGAGGGGACACCAAACCGCUGAGGGAAAAAUCUACCAGGGAAACCGGUUUGCUGAUGCCGUCGCAAGACAAGUUGCACGAAAGGUAUGGACUCAGAUGGCUCUAAUACCGGUAAGGACUAACCCCGCGACCCCAUACUUGAAUCAAGAACCAGUGUAUUCGACGGAGGAUGUGAAGCUAGUAAAUUUAUGA
Motacilla alba alba is the source of this 2283-nucleotide messenger RNA. RefSeq lists its product as uncharacterized. Gene Ontology annotation, molecular function: RNA-DNA hybrid ribonuclease activity; nucleic acid binding. The record is from RefSeq and is a predicted model, not a curated record. Lineage: Eukaryota; Metazoa; Chordata; Aves; Passeriformes; Motacillidae. The transcript has a single exon.